AUGCAUCUUCAAAGUUCAGCAAGAGAAGCAGCGACCACGAAAUCACCUGAAGACAUCUCUAAUGAAUCAAGUAGUUCUCCGCAAGCAAUUGAAUUUGAGACAGGUCGACCUCUGAUCGAAGAAAACCACCAAAAAGGCUCACCUGAAGCCCAAUUCAAGAAUCUUCAGGCCAUGUUCCAUACCAAAUACGACACGUGGGGUGACAAUCAGGUGAAGGAAAAGAUGAAUGCAGGCUUUUCAGCCGUGAAUCUGAACUGUAAUAAUUUUACGGACGAGGUAAUACGCAACCUUGAGCGCGGUGCCUACCGUUUUGGGUAUGUGCUUGAGAUCUCAACAUCAACAUUUGAUUCUUGGAUUGAAAAAGAUUAUACUCUGCCAAACGAUACGUUGAAUCUUUUCAACCAAACUAUAUUGGCUCUAUCUGAUGAGCCACUCAAGACUCUGGAAGUCUCUGAAGGAGACCCGAUUUGUCAAGAAAUCCGAUACAUCAGGCUGUAUCUCUGGCUUAGAAAGGCUUUCAACAAUAUUUUUGAAUCUUAUUAUCCCAAUUGUGAAUUGUCUUAUUUCACACCGGAAGUGCUUUUCUCAAGUGAACUCGCUUGGAAGAUAUGUAAGAAUCUGGUUGGUCUUACCAAUGGCCUACCAUUGGAUGCAAUCUAUGGAGGUGAACCACUUCCCAACACAUAUCUCAGGCUCACCGAAGUAAUGAACACUUGGCGCAAGAGCAGAAACGUUUGGGCCGUUUUGGAUCCCACUGAAGAAGAGUUGGAGUAUCAUAAAAAGGCAUCUCAAGAUCACAUUGAUUUUACUAGUCAAAAAGGCAACUCUUGCAGGCGUGUAUUAACAUCAUCCUAG
Molecule: messenger RNA, 855 nt
Organism: Melampsora larici-populina 98AG31
Lineage: Eukaryota; Fungi; Basidiomycota; Pucciniomycetes; Pucciniales; Melampsoraceae
Exons: 4
Coding region: 1-855 (284 amino acids)
Source: RefSeq, a predicted model, not a curated record